AUGGUAGCCCGGCAGGAGGCUCGAGACUGGAGCAGGGCGGCAUCGACCGCGGCAAGCUCGGCAGCGACCGAGCGACCGGCAGGGGCCGGGAAGAGCGGCCGCAGGCGCGGCAAGAGGAGUGAGGCAGCGAUCGAGACCAGGCGCAAGGCCCUCCAGUUCAAGCACGACUUGAGGGAGACUGGCAACAAGCUCCGAGACCUCGCACAUAUCGAGGACCAUCCCUCGGAGAACUCAUCGGACGCCAUUGAGGAGGCGCAGAAGGAGGUCCUAGGCAGGAUCACGGACCUUGAGCGCACGAGGCAGCAGAUAGCUGAGAGCCGGGAGGAGCUCGCAGAGAGACACGCGAUCAAGCAUGGACGAGCAGGUUCGGCAGCAGUUCGAACUGCUGAGGCAGGAGCAGCCGACGAGAUGAGGAGGCUGGAGAGCGAGAGUCAUCGGCUUCAGCAGCAAGUAGCAGGAGGCCUCGCGGCAAUUCCGCAGGCGAUCGAGCGUAUGGGCGAGCAGAUCAGAGGCGCGUCGAGCGCGGGCGUAGCCGCUCACGGUCUCGUCGACACGAAGGGGAUUGGCAAGCCCACGACGAUGGGCGACGAUCAAGAGAAGUUCGGCGCUUGGAAUCGCAAGAUGGAGAACUACGUGAUCGGCGUGUGCGGAGAGAGUUUUCGUCCCGUUCUUCGGUGGGCUGCAGAAGCCGAACGCCCCGUGACGAUCGCGGGGGCUCAGGCGGCGCACGACGGAGUGCCAGAGCUGGAGACAAAGGUCAACCAGCUGUACGCGGCGCUGAUCAGCACGACGGCGGACGGGAGCGAGAGCAACGACCUCGUGACGGGCGCUCCCGAUGGGAACGGUCUCGAAGCCUGGCGGAAGCUCCACCGCAGGUGGGAUCCGACGACAGGUCCGAGGAAGAGGCUGAUCCUGAGGUCGAUCAUCUCGCCUCCGAAGUGCAGCGCGGACGAGCUGGGAUCCGCCUUAGAGAAGUGGAUCCAGCAGAUAGGCAGGUACGAACGCCGCCAAGGAGAAGAUGGUCUAGCCGAGCUGCCGGAGGAUAUCAAGAUGGCGGCUCUCGAGAUGCUCGUGCCUCAGGACAUCGAGAACCACCUCGUCCUCAACAAGCAUCGGCUCGAAACGUUCCAGGACAGUCUGAACGAGGUGAUGACGAUCGUGGAGGCUCGGACCGGCGUGAAGAUCAAGGAGCCAUCGAUCCGGCACACGGCACCUCGAAACACCAGCGGGCGCUUCGACGGCUACUGUCGGAACUGCGAGAGAUGGGGCCACGGCAUCCGACUGCUGGAAGAAAGAGCAGGGAUCGAGUUCGAGGGCUGGAACUGGAUCCGCAACGGGGGCAAGCGCUGCCUGGACUGCCUGGAGCUCGCCAGCGGCAGCGGCCGCGGCGUAGCGGCGGUCGAUCUCUCCCCCUUCGCGCAGGACGACUGGAUGAAGUUCAACUGGGACAGCGGUGCAGCUAUCUCAGCAUUCCCUCGGAGCUUCGCGCCGCCGACGGGAAUGAAGGGCAACGGCAGCACGUAUCGUACGGCCAGUGGUGAGCUCGUCCCGGACGAGGGCAGCUUGCAGCUCAAGGCGGAGGACGAGUACGGAGUGCUACGAGCGCUCAAGGGACGCGUGACGAACGUGCACAAGCCGUUGAUCUCGGUGGGGCAGGCAGCAGGAGCUGGACAGUGUUCAUUCCUGGGCCGCAAUGGCGGCUGGAUAUUCCACGAGAAGAGCCCAAUCGGCAAGCGCGUGGUAGGCAUGCUCGAGAAGGAGGCGAAGGCGGCGAAGCACCAGAUGCUGCCGGUCUAUCGCGAGCAGGGCGUCUACAACUUCUACCUCAAGAAGGGCCAACAUGGCUCGGUUGCUCCUCUCGAGGAGGGACUUUCGGCGAAGUCGAAGUCCGAGCUGGUGGAGCUCCUCAGCGGCAAGUCGAAGGAGGAGCUGCUGGAGAUCCUCGAGAAGACAGCACCUCAUGAGCCCUCUCAGAGGGAGAUCGCCGAACACGAGGCGAUGGGACACGCGACUUAUCGCAGCUGGUGUCGCGUGUGUAUUGCGGCAAAGGGCCAAGGCCAGCCGCAUCUCCGCGCACCGGAGGACGACGAGACAGCGGUGCCGGUGGUCUCGUCCGACUACGCCUUCAUGGGCCAGGACGACGCGGACACCAUGCCGAUGCUGGUCCUUAGGGAUCGGCGCUCGAAGAUGAUGGCGGCGACAUUCGUGGAGAAGAAGGGCGACGACGCCUACGCCAUCAAGUUCUUCGCACGCUUCUUGCGGAUCCUGGGCUACAGGAAGAUCGUCAACAAGUCCGACGGCGAGCCAGCGAUCCUGCUGGUCAAGAGGCGUGCGGUGGAGGAGGUUCCUGGCCUCGAGGCCAUUCCCCAGGAGUCGGCACCGGCCGAUCAUCAGGCCAAUGGGGAGAUUGAGGUCACGGUGCGCGAGAUCAAGAAGCAGGUGCGGGCGCUCAAGAUGGACCUGGAGUCCAAGCUGGGCGUCAAGGUGGAGGACAAGCACCCGGUGCUAGCGCACCUGCCGGAGCACGCCGCAUCGGUAAUCAACCGAUACCGGCGCGGCCAGGACGGCAAGACCGCUCUUCAGCGGCUCACGGGACGGCAGUGGAGGAAGCCGGUCCCGCUCUUCGGCGAACGCUUGAUGGCGCGGUUCGCCGGGGAGCGCGCGAGGAAGAACGCGCUGGAGGAGCAGAUGGUGGAGGCUCGCUACAUCGGCCACCACCCGCGCGACGGCUCGAUGAUGGUCAUCACGAGCGACGGCGUGAAGAAGGCGGUCGGCUUCCGCAGCCUGCCGCAGAGCGAGAAGUGGAUCACGGCGGGCUGGGGUGGCCUGAAGGGCCUGCCGUGGGACGUGGCUCCGCGUGCGGCAAGCGCGCCGCGGGCCAUCGUCGGACCUGGAGAGGUCGGUCCGCCACCAAUUGUGGUGGCGUCGCCGCAGCCGCAGGCGCCGAGGAGGAUGUACGUCCUCAAGGCGGACGUCGAGCGGCUGGGCGCAACGCCGGGAUGCCCAGGGUGCAUCUCGAUCGCUCGGCACGGCCGGGUGCUGGCUGGCCACGCGCACAACGCGGUGUGCAGCAAGAGGAUCUUCGAAGCGCUGGACGCGGAGGAGGCAGGCCGGGAGAGGACCGGCCAGUAUCGAGAGCGGAGGCAGGGCCAAGAGGCCAGAGUCCGACCGGCGGCAUCGGCCGCGGCAGGGACCCCUCCGCCGAAGACGGCUCGGAGGAUCACCGAGCCGGUGGCAGCGGCGGCAGCGGCAUCGGCCGCGCCGGCCGCGACCCGCUCGGCAGCAGCGCCAGCCGUGGCAGCCACGGCGGCGCGCCUGCGAGAGAGCCAGCCGGUAGCACCGGGCUUCGGCGUGGCGGCUCCUUCAGGAGGAGCGAGCUCCAGUUCGGGAGCGGCGCGAGCGGCAGAGGCCGCCGCGGAUGUCGACAUGACCGCGGCUAGGUCGCGGCUGAAGCGCUCGGCAGAGGUGGCCCCGGAUGAUGUGCCGGAGGCCCUCGAGCGCGGUGAUCCACAGCCGGCAGACGUGCCGGUACCGGUGGACAUGGAGGAUCUCGCGGCGCAGCCGGCGCCGGCGGAAGGACCUCAGCUGCCAGCUGGAGUGGCAGUCGUGUGGAACGCCAGUGAGGGGAGGCACAUGCGGGUGCUCGCCCUCGAUGUGGCGUCGAUCGAGCUGGUUGAGCUCGGAGUGCUGACGAGAGCGAAGGCGGAGUUGCUCCCGCUCGUUCGCGAACAGGUCAGUGGCCAUUGGGCCAGCGCCGGCGUGGACAUCGCCGACGAGGAGGUGGACAGCAUCGCCCUAUCGGCGUUGCAGCUGGGCGCCGUGGACGUGGCCGAGGUGUACUCGCCACAUCGGUUCUCGGCUCGGGCAGCGGAAUUUCAGCUGCGCCCGGGCUUCGCGGCGGACCUGGAGGAACUCAAGGAGGACGGGGCGCCGUGGGACUUGCGGCGCCCCGAAGAUGUCAAGGAGCUCGAGAAGCAGCAGGAGCGGAUGGAUCCCAUCCUGCUCACGGGGUCCCCUCCAUGCGAGAAGUUCAGCUUGCUGAGGGGCCUGAGCGCCAAGUUCAGGACCGAUGAGCAGGAGGCGGCUGAGAUGGAGGAGGCCAGACACCACCUGAAGGUGGCAGUCGACGCCUACUGGCGUCAGCUCAGGAAGCCAGGCAGGUACUUCUUGCAUGAGCAUCCCUGGAGCGCGCGAUCGUGGAAUGAGGACAUCGUCAAGGAGCUGGUCGCGCAUCCAGGAGUCUUCACGGUCAAAGGCCCCAUGUGUCGGUGGGGCAUGAAGCUCACGAACCCCCGCAAUGGCCAGGAGGAGUUCGUGCGCAAGGAGACCGGAUGGGUCACCAACCAUCCAGGCCUAGCCCGGAGGCUGCAGGGCACUUGCAGCAAUGUGGACGGCCGCGCGGAAUGGCAUCGCCACAUCACGCUCGUGGGCGGCAUCGCGCGGUUCGCGAAGGUCUAUCCACCGAAGUUGGUGGAGGCGGUGCUGGAGGAGCUCAAGGACACGCUGAAUGACGUGGGAGAGCUCAGCACCGCCCAGGUGCAGCAGUCGGGCCCAGUCCCUGUGGACGCGGCAGUGCCGCCCGGGGACUGGACGAGUUACUGGGACGACGUCAAUGGCGGCUACCUGGAGGCGGGCCUUGUGGCCCAGGCUCGCGCGGUCGAGCGCGAGUGGGUCAAGAAGCAGGAGCUGAUCGAGAUCGUCCCGAGGUCUCAGGCUUUCGCCGAGACUGGGCGUCCGCCCAUCCCACUCAAGUGGGUCGACACGAACAAGGGUGACGCGGAGAGGCCCAACUACAGGAGCAGGCUCGUCGUGAAGGAGAUCAAGGCGAAGAAGCGCCCUGACGAGCAGCUGGAGGCGUCCGAGGUCUUCUCGGCCAUGCCUCCUCUGGAGGCCAUGCGGUCGCUGGUCUCGCUGAUGGUCACGUGGACGCGGGAACCACCGCUCCACAUUCAGGAGUCGCUUCGCAAGAAGGGCAGGAAGCCGGGCAACUUCAAGAUCGGCUUCUUCGACAUCAGCAGGGCGCACUUCUACGGGAAGGCGCAGCGGAGGAUCUUCGUGGAGCUGGAGGAGGAGAGUCGCAAGGAGUACGGCGAGGACAAGUGCGGCCUACUCCUCAAGUCCUGGUACGGCACGCAGGACGCCAGCAAGAUCUGGCAGGGCGACUACACGGAGCUGCUGGAGGAAAACGGCUACAAGGCGGGCGUGUCGUGCCCAGCGGUCUUCUACAAGGAGGUGGACGAGACGAGGCUGCUGGGGCACGGCGACGACUUCGCGGUGCUGGCUCAGCAGCAGGACAUCGACAGCUUCGAGGCCACGCUGGGCAAGAAGUACGAGUUCAAGAAGACUGCGAACCUAGGCUUCGACGAGGGCGAUGACAAGCAGGCGGUCUUCCUGAAUCGGGUCAUCGAGGUCAGUGCGGGAGUUCCGCCUGGCGGUGGCCGGCCCUGCCGGCAUGCGAUGAUCGAGCCGGACAAGCGGCACGCGGAGAUCGUGAUCGACGAGUUGGGUCUCAGCAAGGCCAACGGCGUGGACACGCCGACGGAGAAGCGCAGCGCCGACAAGCAGAUGAUGGAUGCGAAGUCGGCGGCGUUGGGAGCAGCGGAAGCUUCGCGCUUCCGAUCCCUCACCAUGAGGGUGGCCUACCUGUCUCAGGACAGGCUGGACUUGGCUGAGGCAUCGAAGACGCUCGCCAGGUCCAUGCAGACGCCAACGGAGGCGAGCUGGCUCAUGCUCAAGAGGGUUGGCCGCUACCUCAAGCGGCAUCCUAGCACGGUGACGGUUUUCACGGAGCAGAAGACGUUCGACAAGAUCCGGGUGUACGUGGACUCCGAUCAUGCAGGCUGUGCAGUCACGCGGAAGAGCACCGGAGGCUUCGUGGCGAUGCUGGGGCAUCAUGUAGUCAAGCACGGCAGUAACCUGCAGUCGACGGUUUCAUUGAGCAGCGGGGAGAGCGAGUACUACGCCCUGGUGAAGGGCGGGAGCGUGGGCCUAGGCCUUCACAGCCUCUUCGCGGAUUGGGGGCUGGACCUGAAGGUGGAGCUUGCCUCGGAUUCAUCGGCGGCCCGGGGCCACGUCCAACGGCGAGGUCUCGGGAAGAUGCGGCAUGUUCAAUCACGAUACUUGUGGAUCCAGGAGCGUGUUGGCAAGGGCGACCUCUCGAUCGCUGCAGUUCCUGGCAAGAACAAUGUCGCGGACGUGCUGACCAAGAGCGUGGGACAUCAAGUGAUGGAGUGGAUCGAAUCCAUGCUCCGCUACCUGUGGGGCUGGAUGAGGUACGGGGUAUCAUUUCAUUUCAAGAUGCGGGUCAAUUCGGCUGUGGCAUUGGUGAUUGUGUUGUGCCCUUUCCUUGCAUUCUGUGCAGCUGGUGCGCAUUCGUUGGCGACUGCGCCCGGUGAGUGUGCGCACUUCGGAGUGCCCACCUCGUGCCGCGCCCUGCGCAGUCGCGGGCUCGAGACCAAGGCGUCGCACAGUGCGCCGAGGAGCCUCGGCACCAGUGCUGCGGCGGAUGUCGCGCUUUGGACAGCGAUGGCCUCCAAGCGGCUGCUGAAGACUCUGGCCGGCGGCGGCCUGCUCGCUAACGUCUUCCUCUACAUCUGCUUCCGCGGCCCCCAGGAGGUGUCGCUGCAGUUCCUGACGACUGGUGGGCAGAACUUUGCUGCAGCGAAAGACGGCCCAGACGCGGCAGGAGCGGAGGAGGAGCAGGAGGACGCGGAGGGCCCGCAGGCAGAAGACGAGGAGGAUGAGGCAGAGGGGGCAGCGCCCGCUGAAGCCCCACGAGAGGCAGCGCGAGCUUCGGCCGAGGCUCGGGUGCAGGCGAAAGGGGGACUCAUGCCAGAGAGUGCCCAGCAAUCCGCCUCGCUCGAAGAGAUAUCUUCGCUUUGCCUCAAUGCUUGCGGUAUGAGGCCAUUCCAGCCGUGUUUGCGGGCAGGUUGA
Messenger RNA from Prorocentrum cordatum, 6933 nucleotides. NCBI's taxonomy places the organism in Eukaryota, Dinophyceae, Prorocentrales, Prorocentraceae. The record is from the annotation of a GenBank genome assembly.